Aspergillus bombycis is the source of this 2709-nucleotide messenger RNA. RefSeq lists its product as uncharacterized. The transcript is spliced from 2 exons. The record is from RefSeq and is a predicted model, not a curated record. NCBI's taxonomy places the organism in Eukaryota, Fungi, Ascomycota, Eurotiomycetes, Eurotiales, Aspergillaceae. The coding region runs from base 1 to 2709 and encodes 902 amino acids.
AUGCCUAACAUACCAGGAGAUGUUCCCCCUCUAGAAUUGUCGAAUAUUCAGAGCAGGAGCGAGCAAUUUCCCGAUCUUGUACAGUUCUUCCAAGCACAGGAUGCCUUGUCGACCACAUCCUCGCAAUCUACUGGCGCUCGCGAUAUCUUUAAAGCGGGCCAACGACGCCUGCGGCAGCUGGCUCAGCGUCCCAAAAAGGGAACAGACGCUCAAACCAAAGCUGACGACGCGUCUCGCCAGCUACUAGCGCUUCAGCAGGAGGGUUUUCUACCUGCCUCUCUACCUCCCCGCAAACCCAAGAAAUCUGCUCCUAAGCAAAGUAUUGACUCCACAGUAUCCUCUACCCGAUCUGCUUCCAAUCUCAGCUUCCAAUCGAGCUCCAGAAGAGACGUGGAAAGCAUUGGACAGCCAUGGCUGGAGGGUUCGCUUGACAGUUUUGAUGCAUGUGAAAUGAAAGGAGGUCGUUUCUCUUCGCUUGAUCUACGAGAUAUCACGUCCCUGCUUGGCGCUUCAUUACCUCGUCCUCCUCAAUUUGAGGACGUGACCCCUCCGCCAUAUCAGGCUUCAACCCAAUCGAGUGAGCCUGGUUUACAAGAAAACUCUUCCUAUCCCUCAACGCGCCAUAGUUCAAAUUCUAGGACUAGCGAGCCGCUGGAUGAGAUAGAAGCCUUACCAAAGGUUCCAGAUAUACCGGAUCGAACGAGCAGUCAUCACCCCAAGACGGCGACAAGUACUGUAGAUAGCAAGCAACAGUCGAGUCGUGAGCAGCCAGCGGACGCCAAGCCAGCAGGGCCCAAAGAUGCCUCCGAAGCAGCGGACAGCAAAUCAUCGUCAUCUAGUACACCAAACACCCUACAGAAUCAUUCGAACCCGGUAGCACAUUCCCUGAAGCUUUUCCCUGACACUGUGCCUACACGUAUGCCGAAUAAAGGAGCCUGGCGCAUAUCGAACGGUUGCCCAUCGCCUUCCGUUAGAUCAUUACCAGCCACAUCAACGCAGCAGGACUCUUCGCCUGUUAGCGCUCAACCGAGUGAUGGGAACACUAAGCCUUCAUCUAGCACCCAAAAUUGUGACGCUGGCCCUGAAAACACGAGAUGUGUGGGUCAAACGCCUUCAGCACAGCCGACCGAUACAAGCAGAACCAGUGUGACAAGCCAAGGACAUGAAAAAAUGCUGGUGGCGAGAAAUGGGCGUCGUCCGGCAUCCUUGCCCAUAGGCGCAAUUGAUGCCUUCCCUCUACCAGCCCCUAUGAGACCUCUGCCUGCGUUGCCGGAAGCAGUUUCAGGGAUUCGUCCCAUUUACGGACAAGACGCUACUGCUGGCAGAGGAGGUCUUCGUGUCAACCAACAACAACAUGAUCCUCAGUUACCACCACGUUCUACAGAAGAAAGACCCAUGGGCAGUGCGACGAGGAGAGAUAAUCAUGGGCCAAUGACUAGUCGGGCUGCACCAAGUGCUAGCCACCCUAAUAGAGCAACGGACCGAGGAAACAAAGCUUCUAGGGCAGGCGCAUCGAAUUCCAAGCCUGUCACGUUGGUGAGAGCCGGUCCAAGCCGAGCCGAUAGGGUUCGUGCGCUGAAGAAGAAAGAUAUGUCAGCGAGUCGAACUUAUUUGCAAGACUCGGACAAUCGCCCUCUGGAAGAAGGUCGACGGUCUCGUUCAAGGCUUUCUCAUGCGGUCUCCUCCGAAGAUUAUGAUACGACAACUGCUCCACGCUGCAUCGAUGAAGGAGUUGGGAGUCAAUAUGAAAGGGAAUCUGCAGAUACCCAAUUGUCUAGUAUUUCCUCUCAUGUUUCGAGUUUUCCUGGGCAAUCCACGGAAUCCCAUGCUAUUAGCACACAGGAUGGCAGCCCACAUGGCUACGUUAAAGCUACCUCGUCGGACAUCCAGGAACCUUCAUCAUCACCUGCAUCAAAAAGAAAUUCUCAGAUCCGUCCAAGCGGUGGUACACGAAGCACAAGCGUCCUCAGCGAAAGGGUAUCUAAUGAUCUGGAUCUUCACGAGCGUUCUGAGACCCCUCUCCCAUCUUCGGAAGAUGAAGGUAUCGAUGUUGGCAUGCGCAAGCAACAGACACACCACAUUUCCAGUAGGCGACGGCGACCGAAGUUGGCACCUAUUAAUGUUGAUGAGUCUGCCACACGCAAAACGCGUCAUAUGGAAAAGCCAUCGCCAUAUGACUAUUCCAGGCCCGUAACCCCCCGAAACCGCAGAAGCCGUGGCCUGGACAAAGCUUCCCCACAAUCACCACAUUACCAUCACGAAACGCGAGGCGGUCGUCAUCGGCCUUCUUAUGUUCGGGAGCUGGAAAAGCGCAUUGCGCACCUCGAGCACCAAAACAGAGCCCUUCAAGCUGCUCUUCUUGGGGCUCUAGGUGUGGGAGGUAAACAGAACGCAGAAGGUCUUCUCGGUGGAUCAUCCACCUCACUCUCCACUCCCCACACUAGUAGAUCUUUCUCAUCUAUGACGAACUCUUCAUCCAGCCCGGAUUCCCAUGUCAUGCGGAAUGAGCGGCGUACGCAGAGACGCCAGCCUCCAUGCCAUCCGGAGACCUGGAUUGCUAGCCCAGGCUCCAGCCGACGCAGUAGCUACAGUUCGGAAGCAAGUGCUGAUAUCCGGGAGAUGGAAAAUAUGAUUGAGGACUUCGAUUUCGGCUGGGAGUCAGAUCAACCGAGCUCCGAAAGAACACCACAGCUCCGAAUGAGAGCUUGA